AUGAACGAUACCGACCAGGCGCGCUUCAACGCCCUUUUGGAGUGGAGCAAAGCACAUGGCGGCACUGUUCACCCGACCCUGGAGGUCUACAAAGAUGAUGUGACUGGCUUUUCGAUGCGAGUCAAGCCUUCAUCGACUGGUGGGACUGACGCGACUAUCACAUCCGGCGAAGAGAUUCUGGCCUGUCCCUUCCGCACCAGUCUGUCGUUCCUCAAUGCAACGAGGGGUGGACCAAUUCUAUCACGGCAGUCUGAGCGUGCUGAGGCGCGUCCCGUCUUCCCCACACGGUUCAUGGAGACCCAACCACACGUGAUUGGGCACUUCUUCCUUAUGAAGCAAUAUUUGAUGGGAAAAGACUCAUUCUGGCACCCAUAUAUCAGCACUCUCCCCCAACCAGACUCCAUCUCGUCAUGGAGCCUUCCCCCUUUUUGGCCUGAAGAGGACUUCCGGUUUCUGGGAGGGACGAACGCCGCCGUGGCGGCCCAGGAGAUCCAGGCCAAUGUGAAAAGAGACUACAGGCAGGCGAGGAAGAUUCUCAAGGAGGAGGGUUUCGAAAACUGGCAGGAUUACACCCGGCACCUCUUCAACUGGGCCUUUGCGAUCUUCGCCUCCCGCAGCUUCCGCCCGUCGCUCGUCACCCCCGCGGCCGUCCAGGAGCGCGAGCUGCCCGAGAACGUCGGCAUAGACGACUUCGCCAUGCUGCUUCCCGUGUACGAUGUCAUCAACCAUCACCCCAAGGCCAAUGUACGAUGGGCGGUGGAUGACCACAGCGGUGCCCCAGAGGCGUGUCAUUUCAUCACCUUCGACAGCUACAAGCCCGGCGAGCAGGUGUUCAACACAUACGGAAAGAAGACCAACAGCGAGCUCUUGCUGUCGUACGGCUUCAUGCUGCCGGAGAGCGAAGGUUUCCACAACGACUAUGUGCACCUGCGCAAGAAGGAAAAGGCCUCGGCGGCGAACGAGCAGACAGGGGUGGAGACACCCGAUGAAGCAGGUGCUUCUCGGGCAAGCAAAAAACCACCCAGGGACUUCCUCGUAUCACUGCGCCCGUUCAACCACCAAAGCUCGUUCGUCGGGCAGAACCGGAACUGGGUCGCGAGGGAGGCCGGCUUCGAUAUUCGCCCUGAGUUCUCCCACGUCGAAGACAACCUCGUCUGGGACAUGUGCCUGUCGAUCCCCGGCCCCGACAAGAAGAACAGCUUCAUUGGAAGUGUCCUCAGUACAGCAGGAGAGGAACGGCCACCAACUCCAGAGUACCAGAGCGAGCAUGAGCAAGCAGCACUGCGAAAGAUUCUUUCCAGCUCGUCAGCGUCUUCCGAACAAAUCGAAUCAUUGGUGACCGACGUCAGGCGACUCCUGCUGUCGAAAAUGGGCAUGGAGUACGACAAGUUCCUCAUGGAGGAUCCCAGGUUUGGCGAGGACGAGGAGGGCAACGUGGUCGAAUUCGAUGUGGAGCCGAAGACGCGGAACCAGGAGAUCGCUGUGCAGUAUCGGAAGCAGGUGAUGAAGGUCCUGGAGAAUUCCAUCAGGACGCUUCUUCCUGACAACCUCCGGAUGGAGGACCAGGGGGUCGAGGAGGAAUGA
Molecule: messenger RNA, 1584 nt
Organism: Diaporthe citri
Lineage: Eukaryota; Fungi; Ascomycota; Sordariomycetes; Diaporthales; Diaporthaceae
Exons: 1
Coding region: 1-1584 (527 amino acids)
Biological process (GO): peptidyl-lysine monomethylation
Cellular component (GO): nucleus
Molecular function (GO): protein-lysine N-methyltransferase activity
Source: RefSeq, a predicted model, not a curated record